This is a messenger RNA of Micropterus dolomieu (smallmouth bass), 1893 nucleotides long. It is a transcript of the gene dhrs7b, whose product is annotated as dehydrogenase/reductase (SDR family) member 7B. NCBI's taxonomy places the organism in Eukaryota, Metazoa, Chordata, Actinopteri, Centrarchiformes, Centrarchidae. The transcript is spliced from 8 exons. The record is from RefSeq and is a predicted model, not a curated record. Gene Ontology annotation, molecular function: oxidoreductase activity. Bases 578 to 1513 code for a protein of 311 amino acids. Gene Ontology annotation, cellular component: membrane.
AAACGCAUUUCUGCACGCGGAGUAUGCAAAACCUUCCAAUGCUGAAUUCUCUCUGCAGACAUUUAACAUUUAUGGCAUGAGCGGAGACGGCAACACUGAAGCAGACGGACGAUUGCUCAGAGGGACGGACUGAGACAACCUCAUCAGUUUGCUGAUGUGUGGCCAGAGCUGGCUGGCUGUCCGCUGACCCUACUGUUCACACCAGUGCUGAUCCCAAGGAGUUGGGCUGAUUAAUGGGCUGGCUGUUUAUCAACUAUUUUUGGGCGGCACAGGGAUGGGCCAGUCAUCAUAAAGAAGAUAUUAUUCAUUAGGAGGACAGGAGAUUUGACGCCCUCUUCGUUGCUGCACACAUUAAAUUCGCCAACUCUGCCUCUGAUUAGCUUAGCCUGACGAUGACGUAAUUCCCUAGCCGUGAUGGUAAUCCAAUCAGAGACAGAGGAGGGCGGGUCACUCCUUCGCCUUUAGUAGGAUUUGCACCACCAGUCAGACGAUCCCGGAACUGUACGAGUCACGCUGCUGUUUUGAACAACAAAACAGUAAUUUGGGUAACGCGUGUGGAGCAAGGAGGGUGAGUGCCAUGGAGCGAGUCAUGGGGGGAGGAGUGCUUCCGCUGAUGUUAGCAAGUGCGGGGAUCUUGCUGCUUUAUCGGAUACUUGUUCGCCUCAGACCAGGAGCUGCUCUGCAGGAUGCUGUGGUGGUCAUCACAGGGGCCAGCUCUGGACUGGGAAAAGAGUGUGCACAGGUCUUCCACGCUGCAGGUGCACGACUCGUGCUGUGUGGACGCGAUGCAGCCCGCCUGCAGCAGGUGGUCCAGGAGCUUACAGCAAGUUCAACAGGCUCACAGCAGCAGACUUACACUCCCAGCACGGUUAUCUUUGACCUGGCGAGCACGGACACAGUGGACAGAGCUGCAGAGGAGAUCCUGAAAUGUUAUGGGCGAGUGGAUGUCCUCAUUAAUAAUGCUGGAAUCAGUUAUCGUGGCAGCAUACUGGACACCCACCUCUCAGUACAGCGGGAUGUUAUGGAGACAAAUUACUUUGGGCCCAUUGCUCUUACUCAAGCUCUUUUGCCCUACAUGGUUCGCCGGCGCAGUGGCCACAUUGUUGUCAUUAGCAGCGUCCAGGGCAAGAUAGCCAUUCCUUACAGAUCAGCUUAUGCAGCCUCUAAGCACGCCACCCAGGCCUACUUUGACUGCUUACGGGCCGAGAUCGAGCGCUACGGGAUUCCAGUGACCGUGAUCAGUCCUGGAUACAUCCGAACCAACUUGUCGGUCAACGCCGUCACUGGGGACGGCUCCAAGCAUGGAGUUUUGGAUCAAACCACUGCAAUGGGUCGUGACCCCAGGGAUGUGGCUCAGGCGGUUCUGAAGGCUGUCCGUCAGAGGAGCAAAGAUGUUGUUUUAGCAGGACCCAUGCCCAAUCUGGCCAUCUACCUCCGCACACUGUGGCCGGCGCUCUUCUUCAAACUCAUGUCCUCUCGCGCUCGCAAGGAGCAGAAACCUAAAGAGGAGUGACGCAGCAGCAGGUGAGCAGCAAGAGGCUCACAUUACAGGCACACAGACCAAAACAAGAAACUGAGUCACAUGAAGGCCAAAGGGGACAGGAUGUGGACAUAUGCAGCUCUUUGCCAUAAUAUGUUUGUUUGCACUGUUAACUAAUGUAGCAUCUAAAACAAACCACAAAUCUGUGUAGCAACAGGACUUUAUGGUGAGUGGUUUUAUUGUAUUGACUUAAAUCUGCGGUUGACCAGGUUAGUAAGACAGUGUUGUUCAGCUAUUGCUGUAAUUGACUUUUCAUUAGACUAAAGCUGUGCUGUAAAGAGCAGGAUAUGCUGUUUUUUAAAUUGACUUAUUGGAUUUGGUUUACAAAUUAAAUGUUCAAACUGUUUUCCUUA